Molecule: messenger RNA, 2963 nt
Organism: Ceraceosorus guamensis
Lineage: Eukaryota; Fungi; Basidiomycota; Exobasidiomycetes; Ceraceosorales; Ceraceosoraceae
Exons: 10
Coding region: 296-2599 (767 amino acids)
Biological process (GO): regulation of transcription by RNA polymerase II
Cellular component (GO): SAGA complex; SLIK (SAGA-like) complex
Molecular function (GO): protein heterodimerization activity; structural molecule activity
Source: RefSeq, a predicted model, not a curated record
CAUGCCACAUCCGAGGUCUCGCAGAAAGCAGCGGCAUCGUACCAUUCACCAUUCAGACUCCAAAUGACCUUCUCCGAUUGCUGUAUCAUAAUCAUCAAGUCCUUUCUACCCACCUCUACCUUGACGAUCAUCGCGCCUUGAGCUGCCCCGACGCGACUUGCCAGCAGGUCCCACACCGCGCAAACCACUUUGCCCGACGAACGCGCGGACGUAUGAAAGGGCUGAAGAGCCGAGCUUCGUGAGCGAAAGCUCUGCAACGCUUUCAUCGCUUUCAGGACGCGCAUCCCUCGACAGGAUGAAGUACCUGCUCGCAGCACUGGACGCUCAGCGUUCGCUCGUCCCGCUCUCCGAUGCGGAGCUUCGGAAGCUUCUCAGCGAUGUUAGAAGCGUCAAGGACGAGCGAGCUGAGAUGGUGGAAGCGAUGGAUAGAUUGGUCAGCGAGCUCAAAAUGGACGAGAACGCAAAGCAAUUCUUGACAAAGGUUUCCAAGCGUGACGCGCCCGACUACUACGAAGUCAUCAAGCAGCCUAUGGACUUGGGCACCUUGCAGCGCAACGUGCGGUCAAGCAAGUAUAAGAAGAAGGACAGCUUUAUCCGUGACUUGGAGCUCAUCUGGAAGAAUUGCGAGUUCUACAAUGGCCCCGGACACCCCAUCACGGUCUCAGCACAUUACUUGCGCAACAAAGCAAAGCAGUUGCUCGCAUACAUACACGAAGGCGACGAGGUGGGAGAGGCAUUUCGUGAAUGGGAGCGGAAAGGGUUCGAUGCAGCGGUAGCAAAAGGUGGUCUGCUAGGAAGACUUCCCCUCUCUGUUCCAACAGCGAUGGCUAGCUUGGAAGCCAAAGACACCACGGGUCAAGAGCCGGGACCAUCCAGCAAGCCCUUUGAGGCUCGCCCUGCUUUCAAACGUACUCCUUCAGGCAUGCGAAAGCUUCUGGAGCUUGAAUAUGCAGGUCUCGCAGCUGGCGAUGUGCCAUCAUCUUCAAGAGCCCUUCUAGCUCCUCCAGACCUUGAUAGUGGUGAGGCGAGGCUUGGCGUCGAAGGUGCUCAGGCAGGCACAUCCUUGGUCAGCGCAUACAAUCGUCGCCGUGGGAGCUUUCAGGACCGCGGCGAGGGCAGCUCGAACGGUCCCACGACCUUGGCUGCUGCUCUGCCCUCCUUUGAGCCUGCUACUGAUCAAGAUGCGGCUUGGUGGGCGAUCGCCGAGGAAGAGCUGACGAGUGGGGCUGCAAGUGCAUCCGCGUCCGAGCGCCUGCGUCCUGCCUUUGCACGCGGCCGGACAAAGACGAGGCGUUCCCUGACCGCAGCGCUUCCAUUUGGCGGCGCUGCUGUCAUUUCCCGGAAUGUCGGAACGCUGCAAAAGUUGCGGUACACGACGAGCAAAUUCGCUGCCUUGGCUUCGCAUACGGAUAUGGACACACCAUUGCCAGCGUGGCUAGCGUCUACUUCGUCCGACGAAGAGGAGGAGGAGGAGGACGAGAUUACUGGCUUCGCACCUACGACCAGACCAUCCGAGCCUAGCCUUCGAGCAGGCGCCAGAAAACGACGAGCGCUUGGGCCACCGAUGUUGGAGGAUGGCGUCAACCCCAGCGUCGGCAUCAGCUCCGGAGCAGCUCGGAGAGGACUGAACAUUGUCGCGCAGACAAUGAGUGCCCAUGUAGGCUUUGAGAGUGCACGCACGUCCGCCUUGGAUCUGAUAUCCGAUCUGAUGGAGGAAUAUCUGUCGAACAUCGGCCGGACGCUCAGGCUCUACGCCGAUGGGUACGCCAACGAGAUGAGCACUGAGGAACUUGUCCUGCACGCGCUUCACGAGAAUGGUGGGGCCGAUGUUCGUAGCCUGGAGAGCUACAUCGCUGAUGAUGUCGAGCGUUAUGGGGUGCGCCUCAAGGAGCUGCUUCGCCGCAACCGCGCCGCGUACAAGGAUUCCCUAAAUGCAAGCGCUGUUCCAAUGGGCGACGAUGCCUUUUUCGCACCGGAGAACGAUACCCUCGUCAGUGGCGCGUUUGCCGACGAACUCGGCGACGACUUUUUCGGCUUCAAGGCGAUGGGCAUUGAAGCAGAGACGGGCAUGUCUGGCCUAUCAGUUCCGCGCAAAUUGUUCCUCGCAAAGGACGUGCAAAAGGCCAAACAUGCAGAUGUUACCCAGGGUGGGCCUAGCGAGGAUACUUUGCAGUACUCGCCCCCGCAGGCAUAUGUGCCGCUGACGGAAAGCGCAGUCUCAGUACAGAUUGGGCUUCUGCAACCAUGGUACAGGGAACUCAUGCGCAAUCGAGGAAGGUGGAGGGCGCACGACGCACCUCGUCCAGAGCUGAAUGGGUUCGUGGAGGCCACAGAAAACGGAGACGUGGCGAGCGAAGCUGAAGAUCGAGCAAAGGACGGAGAAGUAGCUCUUUCGGACGAUGAGCAGGAGCGACAGCGCUUCAGGAUCGCCCCAACAGGCAAGAUGCCAAAGCGUCAGAUACUCGGGCCCACGGCCGCAAUCAGUCUCGCAAAUGGCUCUGCUACUCGCCCGAUAUCUAAAGCCUCGAACGCAAAGGCAGGAGGCGAAUCUGCUGAGAUGGCCAUUUCUGGCGCAGCUAGGAAGAGGGUCAAGGCGUGAGCAGCUGGCCGCGUGUCGAGGGAGGGAGCGGAGGCAGCACACUCGUGGGAGACCUCUGGAUCGCAGUACUCGUAUCUAUGGAAUGACCUAUGCUCUCGGCGGUACAACGAGUGAUGACAUGACGGGGCAAAACGCGAUGCAGAAAAAUUUGCGCAGGCGAAACAUAAUUGGGACCGAUCGUGCAUCAGAGACGCUCUUGAGGGAUUGCGGUCUGGCUACGUUGCUCUUGCAUGGACCUGAGCUGCGGUUGUCUCCCCGAUCUUUGUGGUGAAGAAGCUGUCCCUGGGCAAGCCGACCCUAUCGGUCUCUUCUACAAGCAACCGCGGCGGCUGCAGCACGUCUUCAGGCGUCAAUCUCCAAGCUC